Lentinula edodes (shiitake mushroom) is the source of this 1025-nucleotide messenger RNA. RefSeq lists its product as uncharacterized. NCBI's taxonomy places the organism in Eukaryota, Fungi, Basidiomycota, Agaricomycetes, Agaricales, Omphalotaceae. The transcript is spliced from 7 exons. The record is from RefSeq and is a predicted model, not a curated record. The coding region runs from base 337 to 939 and encodes 200 amino acids.
AUGCCUUCCUAAUUGAGCUCGCUCUCUCUGUAAUUAUGAUCAUGAUUAUCUUCGUUUUUCUGGUCAACCGUAUUCCUGUCAUCAGGAGCGUCAUAGCGGCAUAUUUUCGGUGCCUCGACGGUCCCGCAUCACCAGCGGCAAGUUUUCGGGUCGUCAAAUGCUCCUCGUAUGUAGGGCAAAAACCUAAAAUUGAAACAUCUAACAUCAUGCGACAAGUCUGGAACUAGUGACUAAGGGAAGGUACUACGAACAAUACGUUAUUUAUUGAUCAUGCAUCUGCUGGCAAGGUUUGACGGCGGAGAACUCGGAAAACCUACUUAUAGCUCAGGAUAAAGAAUGGUCAGAUACUAUUCUACAUUUACAGAUCUUCACCCUUCAAAUAUUCCUGCACUACCUCUACACAUCUCCACCCAACAUAAUAGUUAUAACCACAUCGAGGCUUCGGAGCCGUCUGGAAGAAAACUGAGGAACGUAAUGGCGCGAGCUUUGGGCAGUAAAAAGCAAUCAACAUACAGUGCCGAGGCUGAAGUUGCAUUAAUUGCACGUAUAUCGCCUACAAACCUUCAGUCGGAGUGCAAUACUCUGGUCGAUUUUGAUAUGAGUCAAGACGAUGAAGACGACACAAUCACUCUAUGGGGGGGGAAUGAUUAUCUGUCAAGCAGGGCACCAUUGGAAGGUGGUCGUAGUGCAACUAAUAGUCGACCCUCUCAGGCAUUACGGACCCGAAAGGACAAAGGGCCCAGAAUAAUGGUUGACCGGAGCCAAAUGCUGGAUCCGGAAGAUAGAACCUGGGAUGCCCCUCGAUACAAGCUCAGCUCAAAGCUCGGUUUCUCGUUCAGGAAAAAUUCCCAGCCAACCAACAGCGCUAAUAAUAGUCAGCGAAGAGCCCGUUUCCCCGAGGCUGAAGUUUUGGACCCCGACGAUUCGAGCUGGAUGUGAAUAGCUUAGCAGGAAGAAGCAAAGUCAGCCACCCCACUUCUGUGUACAUAUUUUAUUUCGUCAUUUAAGUGCCAGAGAAAAUAUUU